UCCAUCAAUCCUAAACCUUUUUUCUUCUUAAUUCAAAUCGAUUGACAGAAUCUGUUGAUCGGAGAUCCAAUCAAUGGAUGUAGCUAACUCACCGGAGUCUGACGAACCGGCGAUCGAAUUUCCGGUUUCUGACGGUGCGCCAUUGACUGUACCGCCGUGGCUACGUCGGAGACUCACAGAAUUAAAUGCUUAUAAUUUUCCGUCUUCCAUUGAAGAAAUUGAAGCUAAGCUUCAAAAUGCAGAUCUUCGUCGCCAGAAGUUUUAUGAGAACUUGUCUAGUAAGGCCCAGCUAAAGCGUAGGAGCUUUAAAGCUGCAGAUGACCGUAACCUUGCUCAACGUCUAGAGGCCAAGCUACAGGCUGCUGAACAGAAAAGAAUUCAGAUCCUCAAGGCGCAUAGCCAACGAAGAGCCACAUUAAGGGAGAAGACAUCUCAAUCGUUACUAAGAACAAUUUCCUUCCGUGGCAAGUAUAACCAGAAGCAUGCAACUGCUGAGAAGAACUGGUUGGAACUAGUGGAAGCUGAAAAGAAGAGAGAACAUGAUAGGUGCCUACAAGUAAAGAAGGAAGCUAAGCCUGCCUCACAAGCAAAGAGACAGAGAGCAGAUCAUCUACUGCAGAAUGUAAGCCUACAUAAUGUUGUAGGUGUUAACUGUAAUAUGAAGACUCAAAGGCAAGCUGACAAUCUGUCAAAAAAGCUGUUGAGAUGCUGGAGGAAAUUUAUAAAGCAGAGGACUACCUUAAACUUGGCAAAGAGCUACUAUGUUUUAAAUAUUAAUGCAAGUCAUGGGAAGUCAAUGCCAUUUGAGCAUUUUGCAUUUUUAAUUGACAAAUCUUCUACACUUCAGACUACAAAAGCUUUACUUGAUCGACUCGAGACCCGUUACAAAGCUCUACUGGAUGUGACAUCCGGGAAAAAUCUGGAUGACAUUAGUCACCUUCUUACACGAGUUGUUUCGCCAAAUAACAGACACGUAAAAGUAGUCUCUCCUAGAGCAAUCACCAAAACAUCUGUGAGAUUAUCAAGAUACCAACCCAGAGUUGUACUAAGUGCUUACAUGGUUUUAGAUCAUCCCGACACUGUUUUUAGUGGUCAAGGUGUGCGUGAGACUGUUUUAGUCGACUCUGCCAAGAAGUUUAUCCAAGAAUUUGAGUUGUUGGUUUGCAUAAUAUUAAAUGGGCCUUCAAAGACGUCUGGUGAAGGAUCCAAUCCUAGUCUGGCUAGACAUUGCACCUUCAGGUCUCAACUUGCUGCUUUUGAUGCAGCAUGGUGCUCCUACUUGAAUAGCUUUGUUAUAUGGAAGGUUAAGGAUGUAGAGUCCUUAGAACAAGAUUUGGUAAAGGCUGCCUGCCAGAUGGAAAUCUCUAUGAUACGAAGAUACAAGCCGGCACCUAACCAAGCUGAUAGUGCCCUUACGCAUGACAUGAAAGCUCUUCAGAAACAGAUACAGGUAACUGAACAUCAGAAACUGCUGGAGGAAAAAGUUAUGCACCUAAGUGGAGAGGCUGGCAUAGAGCGUUUGCAAGAUGCUCUUUCUGAAACACGAAAACAGUACUUUAAAUCCAAGGAGAACAGUAUGCUAGCUAUAUCACCGGUCACAAAGCCACCUUCUUGCUUGGCAACUUCUCCAUUUAUUGCUGCCCUGCAUGACGAAAGCAACAGCGUAGUUACCUCACAGUUUGGGGAUGAUGCUAGCGCACCACCAUUUGAACACCUCGGCUCUUCUGUUGCUAGCACUUCAGGUUUGGUAAACCAUUCUGGCGAGAGGCUGGGCAUGGAGAAUGUGUUAAUUGUGAAUGAAUUUUUUCAUGGGUGGCAUUAUUCUGUCGCUGACGGUUCAAAUAUUUCUGAUGAAAACCAAAAGGUACGGGGGACAAUGGAAAAAGCUUUCUGGGAUGGUAUUUCUGAAUCUAUACAACAGGAGAACUACGAUCAUGUUGUUGUUUUAAUGAAGGAAGUGAGGGACGAGCUUUUUGAGAUGUCUUCUAAGAGCGGGAAACAAGAGAUUCUUGAAGCCAUUGAUCUUGAUAUUCUUUCACAGUUGUUGGGUUCCCGUCGUUUGGACAUGCAAUAUCUUGGGACGAUCAUGGAGUUCGCAUUAGUCCGCUUGCAGAAUCUAUCAGCCGUAGCUCAUGAAAACCAACUUAAAGUAUCCUAUCAGAAGACUAUGGCAGAACUAGUUGAGUUAUGUCAUGCCGGAGAUGGAUCAAACCGUUCACUUGCAAUAGCCUUGAUAAAGGGUUUGCGAUUUGUACUAGAGCAGAUACAGGUGCUCAAGCAAGAAAUUAGCAUGGCACGUAUUAAGAUCCUUGAACCGUUACUAAAAGGACCCUCUGGUUUGGAGUACUUGGGAAAAGCUUUCACAAAGCUCUACGGUCCACCAUCAGAUGCCUUGCGUCAACUUCCAUUGACUAUGCAGUGGCUUUCAUUCGCGGGUCCUUCCAAAGAUCAGGAAUGGAGUGAACAUAAGAGAAUGCUUUUAGAGUUGGAAGAAGAUUCAUCUUUAGAAAGGCAUGCUCUUCCCUCCACUGCUCUUAGGACUGGUGGACACUUUCUUAGUAAAUCGCAAACUUCACCCAACAUGUCUCUCACUAAUACCACAGUAGAUGAUGGAUAUACAGAGUGCAAGGGAGAAAAAGGUGAUUUACUAGUGAGACUAGGCCUGGUUAAGCUGGUGAGCGAUGUUAAUGGAGUGAUACAGGAGGAGUUGCCCGAAACACUAAAACUCAACUUUCUCCGGCUGCGGUCUCUACAGAACCAACUUCAGAAGAUCAUCGUACUUGCUAUCAGUAUCUUAGUUCUUCGACAAACACUCGUGAUGGAGCAAAUGAUAUCAAGUCCUGAGGAAAUGGAAAGUACGAUGGGCACUUGCUCGAUGCAGCUUUCCCAGAUCCUAGAUACAGUUGUAGAUGCGGGCCUAGAGGAGCUUGUUGAAGUUAUGAGCAAGACAACCGAACACUUUGAUACAGCCAACGAUUUAACAAAAACUGAGUCAAGAAGGCUUGUGCUGGCAAGAAUGCUAAGAAAAAGUGUACAAGCUGAGGACCAAGUUUUUAAUAGGGUAUCACAAGCCGUUUAUAUUGCAACAAGAGGAGUUGUACUAAGUGGCAGUAUGAGCCAUGGAAGAAAGUUGGCGGAAAAGGCACUACGUCAAGUUGGUGCUGUUAUGCUGACAAAUAAGGUGACGGAAACUGCCGUGGUGUUGGGUGUCAUGGCUAGAGUGAGUAAGAAUGUACAUGGACCAUGGUAUGCUGUGUUGAUUGAAAAUAUAUGACUCGAAACCAUAAAUAUACAAAGUGUAGUUAGUGGUUUUUUUUUGCUGUAAAUUUGUCUGUCUAAAAUUCUUGUAAUCUUGUAUGGUUGACGUGUGAUUUGAUUAGUUGAUCAUCUUCAAACGAUGUCCA
Molecule: messenger RNA, 3404 nt
Organism: Erigeron canadensis
Lineage: Eukaryota; Viridiplantae; Streptophyta; Magnoliopsida; Asterales; Asteraceae
Exons: 10
Coding region: 74-3274 (1066 amino acids)
Biological process (GO): signal transduction
Source: RefSeq, a predicted model, not a curated record